UACCACGUCAACAGCAGUGCCACGGCAGCAGCAGUGCCCCGUCACCAUGCCGGCUCCAGCUUUGGGCAUGUCGGGCCAGCUUGCCAGCGAAUCCAUUGCCGAUUUCUGCAAGCAGGUCCAAGAUCAGCUCGCGCAGAUCGAGGCUGAGGAACAACGCCAGGCGGAAGCCGAGGGUGCCCGCCUACAGGUUAAAGCUGAGGCAGGAGCUGAAAAGCAGCGGCUUGAGGCCGCAGCUGACGCGGAUGCUCAGGCCCGCCGCAAGCAGGCCCAAGAUCUGCUGCAGCGGCACGAAGCCGCCAGCGUCGACAGGCUCAAGUUUUGGCACUUUGAACCAUCCGAGGGCCACGACGACGCAACAGCGGAAGAGCAACACAAGGAUUUCCUCUCCAAACUCGUCACCCCGUUGGUUUACACUUGUAACCAACUGCAGUCCGAGUUAGAGAAACAGCACCGGGAACUGGAGAAUCUCCGACAGGCCGUGCGGAACCACAAGGAUCUGCAUGAGGAUGCCACACGGGCACUUCAUACCCGUGUACAGGACUUGGAGCAAGCAGCACCAAGACCCGAUGCUGGCGAACCCAGCAAUGCAGCCUCGGCCCGCCAGUUGGAGCAACAACUCGACCACGUACUCGCAAUGCUCAACGACAUCAACACUUUCACAGCACCAGCCACCAUCAGCGAGCAGCUCAACACCUUGAAGACCGAGAUUAGGCAGCUACAACAGCCGCCCGCCAACGAUGGCAGUACCGGUGCACCACGACAGUACAAGAUGCCGACGUUCCGGAUCGAGAAGUUUGAUGACUAUACGCAGCAGGAUGCAGUCAUCCGGUGGCAAUCCUUCACGACGGAGACUCGGAUUCAUCGGGUCCCUGACUACUCGUACAUAUCGGCGUUGUACCUCAACUCCAACGGAGGAUGCCAGAUUUGGCUAAACCACAUGGCAACCAUCCAAGGCGUCCAGGUCGCCAACCUUCACACCAAGAUCUCAUGGAAAGAUCUGACGAAGGAAUGUAAGAAGCGGUUUAUCGUUGACGACGCCUCGACGCUCGCCAUCAACCGCCUCUUCGCCAUGACCCAAGGCAACACACUGACACGCGACUGGCUCACGGAAUGGCAGAAGAUCGUGGCAACACCCGAUCUUCACCUCCCAUUUUCGCGUCUGCGCCGCGAGUUCUACAACCGGUCGUGCGCUGCCUUGAACCUAGCUCUCGGUGAUCACGAAAGUACACGACCUUCGCCGAAAUCAUCGACAAGGCUCGGUAGAUCAUCAAGACCAACCGGGCGGCAGCACAUGAAAAAUUUGUGGCACAGCCAGCCUAUGUGGAGAAAGGAAAAUUUGGUCUGCGUCCGCAGCAAGUCGCUGCAGUCCAACCGGACAACCUUGUGGAAGACCCGGCAGCCACCCCAGCAUCACGUGAGGGAGAUCGGCGGCCGCCGUCCAGCCGCGAAGCAGCAACAAACCCCGUGGAAAAGGGAAGACCUCCCAAUGCCAAAAUCAAGGCAAGGAGGACAUUCGAACUCGAACCAGCUCGGGAAACUGAGCCGCGCGGGAGGUGAGGCGACUCCACCUCUCACUCCGCCGGAUUCGGCCGCUUUGCUAGCGGCCUCCUACACAUCCGGGGAGAACGCGGAUGUCGCAAGUCCUCGGUGCACUUACGAGGAUUACACUGUCCACUUGGUCCCACCGUUGGACCAGCCACUCCACGUGCAAGACUCCACCACACGCAUAGUUUCAUCAACAUCGGCAACUGAUUCGGCAGCUUUGCCGAAAACUUUCGCCGGGGACUCGACGUCAUGGUUAAAACUUCAGGAACUCAACCCGUUGACGAUCACGAACUUCCAAUGGAUGCCCCUUCCCCCGACCGAUCGAUUGUCGAAACCGCAUUGCAAUGCGCUAAUGGCACAAUUGCGGGAGUAUUUGCACACUGCAGUACCAGCUCCGUUGAUGGACGCCGGAGUAGAGGUUGUCGACCUUCGCAACUACCUUGCGAAGAUCGAUCGCGAGUUCGAGACACAACGGUACGACAACAACAACGCGCCAUUGUUGUCCAUACGCAUUCAGAUUGGAGAAGCAACCAGUAGCGCCUUGAUGGAUUGCGGAGCAACUCGCAACUAUAUGAGCCAAGACUUUAUGGUACGCGCUGGCCUUGGGCCACGCAAUCGGAGGAAAUCGCAGCCCAUGCAAGUCACAUUGGCCAACGGUCACACACACAAGUCAAUCGACUCGUGCAUUGAUUCCGUCCCCGUGUACUUCGCCCCGCACGCAAGCGAGGCCGUGUCCUUCGACAUUUUGGACACCAAGUUCGACAUGAUUUUGGGCAUGUCGUGGCUGCAAAGUGAGGAUCACUCGGUGAACUUCCACCGCCGCACCGUUCACAUUCAUGAUCGGAACGGGGUACUAGUCCCAUGCACGGUUCUUCCACCUCACCCUUCGAUCAGCUGUCACGUGGUGUCCGCCGCGAGCAUUCGAGCCUUUAUCACAAGGGACGACAUCGAGGAGAUGGGCUUGUGUUUUCUCCACACCCUCCCUCCCUAUGACAAUCCAUCGACGGACGCAUCGAUGGACUCACGCAUCACCGAGCUUCCCGACACCUACGGCGACGUUUUUGAAGCCCCGCACGGAGUCGUUCCAGACCGAGCAAUCCGCCACGAGAUCAUUCUCGAGGCCGGGGCCAUACCUCCACGUGGUUGCAUCUACCGCAUAAGUGAGGAAGAGUUAAGUGUGCUACGGGCACAACUCAACGACCUUCUUGAGAAAGGCCGGGGCCAUAUCUCUUCGCCCUAUGGUGCUCCCGUUCUCUUCGUCCGGAAGAAGAACAAGGACUGGCGGUUGUGCAUUGACUAUCGGAAGCUCAACGCGCAAACCGUUAAGAACACCGGCCCUCUUCCACGAAUCGACGAUCUUCUCAAACCGUUGGGCGACACUCAAUUCUUCUCCAAGCUCAACCUCAAAUCGGGAUAUCACCAACUCGAGAUCCGGUGGGAGGACCGCUACAAGACCGCGUUUAAGACGCGAUAUGGCCAUUUCGAAUGGUUGGUUAUGCCUUUUGGCCUUAUGAAUGUCGCGACCAUGUUCCAAGCAGCAAUGACAACGAAAUUUCACCAUAUGCUGGACCGAUUCGUACUCAUCUACCUUGACGAUAUCUUGGUGUACAGCCGGAGUUUGGACGAGCAUGUGGACCACCUGCAAACCGUCUCGGAGCGGCUACGGCAAGCCAAGUACAAGGCCAACCGUGACAAAUUGCUUCUCCACUCACGAGGCAAGGACUUAUUAUGCGCCCCACGAGACCAUCGCCUCGAGACGCGCUUUCUCGGCGAGUACCACGACUCGCAACUUGCCGGCCACUUCGGAGUCAACCGAACGAUCGCAAGACUUCGGCAACAAUUCCGGUGGCCCGACCUCAUUACCGACGUCACUCGGUAUUGCAACUCUUGCGAAGUUUGCCGACGAAGCAAGCCCCGCAAUUGCAAUCCCUACGGCGAAUUGCGCUCGUUGCCCAUCCUGCGGGAACCCGACCUCUCCAUUGCUAUGGACGUCACCGACUACUUCGGGCACAACGACAUCCUCACAGUCGUUGACCGAUUAAGUACUCGCGAUUUCUUCCUUGCAAGUACUACGCGCCGACUCCCGAGCUUGACCGACUCUUGCACACCGGCUGGAUUUGCAGCCACGGCGUUCGGGAAGACAUCGUUAGCGACCAUGACACUCACUUCAUGUCGGCAUUUUGGACUUCUUUUAUGAAGGAAUCCGGCACCGAAAUGAAACCGAGUUCGGCUC
Chara braunii is the source of this 3778-nucleotide messenger RNA. NCBI's taxonomy places the organism in Eukaryota, Viridiplantae, Streptophyta, Charophyceae, Charales, Characeae. The record is from the annotation of a GenBank genome assembly.